Phacochoerus africanus (Common warthog) is the source of this 3140-nucleotide messenger RNA. RefSeq names its product armadillo repeat containing X-linked 2 (gene ARMCX2). The transcript has 5 exons. Lineage: Eukaryota; Metazoa; Chordata; Mammalia; Artiodactyla; Suidae. The coding region runs from base 787 to 2739 and encodes 650 amino acids. The record is from RefSeq and is a predicted model, not a curated record. Gene Ontology annotation, cellular component: mitochondrion.
UCCUCCGUCCUCCUCUGGGUACCAACUCUCUUGCGCUGCGCACUGCCGUGCGUUUAACCCAGGCGAGGAGGAGGAGGAGAAAAUUCCCCCAGGUCCGGGCAGGCCCCGCACCCCACAUCCCGUCCUGUUUUGAGAGGAAAAGGGAAGAGAAAUAAACGUGGCAGCGCGUAUAAGGCCAGUGGGGAAGCUGGGAAAAGGGUGAUUGGAAGGGUACGCAGUUAGGAAACGUUCAGGCCUGUUCACCCCCAUUCUCACUUUGCAGAUACCUCUCCCGACCACCGCCCCCUCCCGCUCCCCUCCCCCACGUCGGCCCCUCAUUAUUUGGGGGCGCUGGGAAAUGGUUGUGCCAGCCUUUGUAGGGGAGGUGGGAGGUCUAGCUCUGUCUGGGCUUCAGAGGAGGGGAUACCCUGAGAGAAUCUGGUAUUAAACCGCGGUGCUAAGUCCCAGGUUGCUUUCCAGACACCUCCGGCCCACACAGCCCUUCACCCCCGUUUUUUCAGUCCUGAAAAAGGAGUUCAGUCUGUCUUUAGGAUGAAGCCCUAACUGAAGUGAAGGAAGGAGAGACAGCCCUGAACCUGUGGAGGUCAGUCUGUCUUUUGGGCCCUGCACAACUACAGGCCUGGUGGAAAAUAGCACACUUGCUCCCGUUCCCAUCAGGUCCUCUUUGGCUUGCAGCCUCUGCAGAACUUGUGAGCCUGAGCUGAAGAGCCUCGCCUUGACGUGAACACACCACACUUGAGCACGCCAGCUCCACGCCCUGGAUCAUAGAAUUACUCCAGCUGCGCCAUGAGCAGAGUUCGGGAUGCUGGCUGUGUGGCCGCUGGGAUAGUGAUCGGGGCCAGCGCCUGGUACUGUGUCUACAAAUAUGCCAGGGGAAGAAACCAGAUGAAAAAGAGAGUAGCCAAGCCCAAGACCAGGGCUUUGGGUGGGACUGGAGCCAGGGCUAGAGCUGGACUAAGGGCUGGAUUCACAAUUGACCUUGGGCCAGGAUUCAGUCCUCCAACCCCAGUAUGCACUGGGGUAGAGGACAGGGCUCAGGAUGAAGCCUCUGCUCUGGAUAAGGCUGGAGCUGAAGCAGUGGCCCCAGCUGCAUCUAGUGCUGAGGCUCAGACUGGGGCAGGAAGUCAGGCCCAGGAGGCAGAAGGGGCUGGGAUUGGGCCUAAAGCUGAAUCAGAAGCCACAGUGGCUUCUGCAAUGGCACCACCUUCUUGCGAGGCAGAGGCUCCCAUGGCUUCAGAGGCCCCCACAAUGGCAGGGGCUCCUAAAUUGGCAGAAGCUCCUAGCAUAGCAGAGGCUCCCAGGGCUCCAGCAGUGCCUCCCAGGGUGCAAGCUCCUACCGAAGCAGCAGCACCUACUGAGGAGGUGGAGGCUCCCAUACCAGCAAUGCCUACUAGGGUAGCAGCACCGUCUGGGGCUGCAGCACCUCCUAGGGCUGCAGCAACUUCUGGGGCAGCAGCACCUUCUAGGGUAGCAGCACCUUCUGGGGCAGCAGCGCCUUCUGGGGCAGCAGCGCCUUCUGGGGCUGCAGUGCCUUCUGGGACAGCAGCACCUUCUGGGGCUGUAGAGGCUCCUGGGACUUCAGGGUCCCCUAGAACAGUAGUAGCCUCCAAGAAAGCAACCCCUGGAGCUCAUACUGGGGCUAUACCUAAGGCUGGAUCAGCUACUGGAGCUGUACCCAAGGGUGGAGCUAAGGGUGGAACCAGGUCCCGGACUGGAGGCAAGGGCAAGGGCAAGAAAAAUAAAGUUGAAGUAGAUGAAUUGGGGCUGGGCUUCCGCCCUGGAGAUGGGGCUGCAGCAGCUGCUGCAGCCUCCGCUAAUGGGGGGCAGGCUUUCCUGGCGGAGGUUCCUGAUUCUGAAGAAGGAGAGUCUGGGUGGACUGACACAGAGUCAGAGUCAGACUCUGAGCCUGAGACCCAGCAGAGAGGGAGAGGGAGAAGACCCAUUCCCAUGCAGAAGCGUCCCUUUCCUUAUGAAAUUGAUGAGAUUCUGGGUGUCCGAGAUCUCAGGAAAGUCCUUGCUUUGCUUCAGAAAUCAGAUGAUCCUUUCAUCCAGCAGGUAGCUUUGCUCACUCUGAGCAACAAUGCCAACUAUUCAUGCAACCAAGACACAAUUCGUAAGUUGGGAGGUCUUCCGAUUAUUGCAAACAUGAUCAACAAAACUGAUCCCCACAUUAAGGAAAAAGCCUUAAUGGCCAUGAAUAACCUGAGUGAGAAUUAUGAAAAUCAGGGCCGGCUUCAGGUAUACAUGAAUAAAGUGAUGGAUGACAUCAUGGCCUCUAACCUGAACUCAGCAGUACAGGUAGUCGGACUAAAAUUUUUAACAAACAUGACUAUUACUAACGACUACCAGCACCUGCUUGUCAAUUCCAUUGCAAACUUUUUCCGUUUGUUAUCUCAAGGAGGUGGAAAAAUCAAGGUUGAGAUUUUGAAAAUACUUUCGAAUUUUGCUGAAAAUCCAGAUAUGUUAAAAAAACUUCUCAGUACCCAAGUGCCGUCAUCAUUUAGUUCCCUCUACAAUUCUUAUGUGGAAUCAGAAAUUCUUAUUAAUGCCCUGACUCUGUUUGAAAUCAUCUAUGACAAUCUCAGAGCAGAAGUAUUCAACUACAGAGAAUUCAAUAAAGGCUCCCUUUUCUACUUAUGCACUGCCUCUGGAGUGUGCGUUAAGAAAAUUCGAGCCUUAGCAGAUCACCAUGACCUCUUGGUGAAGGUGAAAGUGAUAAAACUAGUGGACAAAUUCUGAUUGGCUGUGCGCUCUCAAAGACUGGAAGAAAUGUCUGGUUUAGCAGUUGGGAAGCAAUGAAAAUUGAAAGUUACUGCUUUUCCACUCACUCAUAUAGUAAAGGAAUCAUUUCAGUGCCAGUUUUGACUAAUAUAUCAUCCAGAGUGAUGUUAUCUGUGACAGUCCAGCUUUAAGCGGAACCAUUUUAUGAAUACCAAAUAAAUAGUCCUCUUGUACUGAAAACACAUUUGUGACUUUAAUCAUGCUGCUUGAAUGGAAAUAUUUUUACAGGUUCUUCUAUGUGAAUUGACAGUGAAUCUGUCCGUCUUGAAUAUCCUACACUCCUACCAUUUGUUUUGACUUGAAUUUAUCCACCAAAGACUUCAUUUGUAUAUCAUUAAUAAAGUUGUAUGUUUUGACUG